CAAACAUCAGGAAUCCCCAAAAAGAUGCAAUACAAAGCAUGUAUUGAACUUUUAAAGGACAAAGAUAAUCUCAUCUUUCCUGUCGUCUUCAGUUCAUGAUGAACGUGACCACACUCGCUCUGAAUCUCUCUAGUUUAAUCAACGGGACAGAUGCGCCGGUCUCUGGUCCCGUCACCUGGAGGACAGCCAUGAUCACUCUCAUAACCGUUCCACUCUCCAUCAUCACCAUCAUAGGCAACGUCCUGGUCAUGAUUUCUUUUCGAGUUAACCCACUCCUGAGGACAGUGAGCAACUACUUCCUCCUAAGCUUGGCCGUGGCUGACGUCAUUUUGGGCGCCAUCUCGAUGAACCUCUACACUACCUACAUCCUGAUUGGCCAGUGGACUUUAGGAAACCUAGCCUGUGAUGUGUGGUUGGCUGUGGACUAUGUGGCAAGCAAUGCUUCUGUUAUGAACCUGCUGGCCAUUAGUGUCGACCGCUACCUCUCUGUCACGCGACCUCUGACCUAUCGAGCCACUAGAACACCCAGACGAGCCGCGGUGCUGAUUACUCUAGCGUGGACCGUCUCGUUUGUGCUUUGGGCUCCAGCCAUUUUGUUCUGGCAGUAUAUAGUAGGUGAACGGACCGUUCCAGAGUGCCAGUGCUCAGUCCAGUUCCUGUCUCAGCCUGUGAUCACAUUUGGAACAGCCAUCGCUGCAUUUUACCUGCCAGUCAGUGUUAUGGUUGCGUUGUACUGGCGGGUGUAUCGCGAGACCGAGAAACGCUCUCAGCAGCUAGCUGGACUGAUAGCAUCACAGGGAGGACGCACUGGAAACACAUCUCAGAGAUCUUGUGACAGCAAUUCUCGCAGUGUUGAAGAUGUCAGACCACAAACAGACAAGAAGCAGCACAGGAAGGGACAAAGGACCAUCUGUCCCACCAUCACCCAUCGAACAGCAGCGUGGUGGAAGAAACGAAGGGAGAGGGACGAGAUGGCCAACUCAUACACAACAUACAGCCAUCCACAGAUGGACACGGACAACAUUUCUCCAAGAACAGACGAAAAUAACAAAUACAUUCCACUUGUUCGAGUGGAUAAGACCACGGUCAAUAACCAAUCCAUGCGGAGCUGUCAGUCAGGAAGUCAGAAUUCGCUUAAUAUGAGUCCUCUUACCACAAGUGCUGCUCAACCUUCUGCUCUAUCACUGACCACAGGCCAACAGGGCCGGAAAGCCCGGACCUCGUGUCUGAUCAGGGAGAAGAAAGCGGCCCGGACCCUCAGUGCCAUUCUCCUGGCUUUUAUAGUAACAUGGACACCCUAUAACAUCAUGGUUCUAGUGUCCACUUUCUGUGACGACUGCGUUCCCGAGGGGCUGUGGCAGCUAGGGUACUGGCUCUGCUACGUCAACAGCACAGUCAACCCUGUCUGCUACGCGCUCUGUAACAAGCACUUCCGGGUCACGUUCAAGGCACUGCUGCUCUGUAAAUGGAAGGAGCAUAAGAAGGGGAUCAGGUGGACCCCAACAGGAAAUGGCUGAUUACAUCAUGACAUUUAUUAAGAGUUGGAUUUUUUCUAUUCAUGAUAUCAGUGGUUCAGCACUGGUUGAUCAGUCAUGAGUUCAGGGACAAACACUGAUCUUUUUUAGGAUGCCAGAGAGCACGUGGGCUUGAAAAGAUCCUAGAGAUCAAGGUUGUGUAGCAAAUAUAUGAAGUUCAGAUUGUGUAAUCACGUCUUGGCUGGGCAUGUAGCAGUUUUCAAGUUUGAAUGGCCUAACUUUGACGCAUUGAAAAUACAAAUGUAGCAUCUGGGUAUGUGUUUAUCAAGUAUACUGGAUUUGUACUAGAGCUGUAGAAAUGAAAUUAGCAGUGACAGUAGUGUGACAUGCAAAACUUUUUUCUAAUUAUGUGAAAAAAAAAAAUUAUUCAUGAUGACCAGUGUUGGGGGUAAUGCAAGUUUUGUAAUCAGAUUAUCUUUAUCAAGCAAGUAGUACAGUAAUGCGCUACUUUUAAAGGUGUCCUAUUAUGCCCCUUUUAUGUAAUAUAUGUCUCAGGUGUCCCCGGUAUGUGUCUGUGAAGUUUCAUCUCCAUGGAUUUUUUAUUAUACCAUGUUUUAAGUGCCUAUUUUGGGUGAGAGAAAAUUAUGUGCUGAUUUGGUGUGUGUACCUUUAAAUGCAAAUGAGCUCGUGCUUCCCGCCCCCAAGCUCCCGAUUCCAAAUACACUGAGGCAUAAAUAAUACAGGAGAAGCUCACACAGCAAAUAUAACUUUCAAAAUGGAUCAUUACAAACUGUUCAUGAUGCAGCAUAUCAGAUCACAGAGGUAUGGGAUAUAUUUUGUGGAUGUUUGCUAACAUUCAGUACUGAGUUUGAUAGCAUGUUGCACAACUAACGCGGCUAAAGCUACACACUGUUGGAGAGACUCAAUUAGAAUGGAGAUGCGUUUAUGAAUUAUACAGACUGCAAGCAUUUUCGUGUUAAAAAUUAAAAUAACAACAUGGCUCUGGUCUCCGUGAAUACAGUAAGAAACAAUGGUAACUUUAGCCACAUUAGCAACGUGCUAACGAAACACAUUCAGAAAGACCAUUUACAAACAUCAUGAAAUAUAUAUGAAAUUGGAUCAUGAACAGUUGAUACCGAUCCAUCUUUUGAGAAUCAACUUCUGUGCAAAUCCUGCAAAUGCAAACUCAGAAUAUUAAUAAAACCUAGAUUAAUUCAAUAUCUUAAAUUGCACAACUAUACUUUAUGCAUUUAAUCUCACUUUACUAACCAAUGUUGUUGCUGCUGACCUUCGAUGAUCCAAUUCAGCCAUACCAAUAAGCAAAAAUUACUUUAGAUAAACAUCACAUUUGUGUUCCUUUUUUGCUGAAAUAAGAGUAUUAACUUUCUUCUUCUGCGAUCCAGAACUGUCAGCACAGCCGAAAGGUUUGUUUGAGCUGCGCCCUCUACUGUACAGGCGUGAAUUUGCAUUUCCUUCAGCCUGAGGCUGUUUCAUUUUUGGUGUGAAAGGGCCUUUACAUUUGCCAAAAUUAACUUGUUACUUUCCAUAAAAAGUAACUAAGUAAUGCAAUUAGUUACUUUUUUUAUGGAGUAACAAUAUUAUAAUGGAUUACUUUUGAAAGUAUCUUUCCCCAACACUGGUCAUGACAUUAUAAGUUCUUUAAAUAUAAAUUUUUUCAUCUUAAAAAAAAAAAAAAAAAAAAAAAACUAUUUUAAGAAAUAUAUAUAUAUAUUCUCUUAUCUCAUACAUAUUGUUUCACAUGUGAAUGUUUCACUGGGUCUUUGUGGAUCUCAGAGCUGUAGUACUUUAUAUACAUGAUACAUUGCAGUUCACAGUCUUUAUUUACUGUGCUGGUAGUGGUCAUAAAAAAAAUACUCAAGAUUAUUCCUCUGUUACAUGUAUGUUUAUUAUGGAAAGGCCAAUAUGAAAAAUGUAAAUUAAAAAAGAGAAAAAUACAGCAUUUACAUUCAAUACCAAAUACAAACUGACAUGAUUUACCAAAAAACAAAUACAAAAACGAUACAGUACUCACGAUAAUUCAAUAUGGUUAGUCAACGAUAAUAGAUAUUGGUUAUAUCACAUACAAAAUUCUACUAUGAAAGAUAACCCGCCUUAUGAGAGUGUUUUUGUGGGAUUAAAAUGGAUUAAUGAGUGAAUCCAGAAAAACAUGAUGAUAUGAUAAUGAAAUUAAAAUGCAGCACCAUCUUCUGGUUUUUGAAUCUGGACCUUGGCACAAUUACUUCCUGAAAGAACAACUUACAAGAAAUAAUUAUAUACACAACAAAGAUAAACAGAUACAUUUCUUAUACAAAUGAAUAUUUAAAUACAUAACAUCCUUAAUGGAUUAAGCCAUAUGUUUUCUCUAUGUAAACAAAUGUAUCUUGAGUGAGCAUUAAAGAAAAAAUAAAA
Ctenopharyngodon idella (grass carp) is the source of this 3884-nucleotide messenger RNA. RefSeq names its product cholinergic receptor, muscarinic 1a (gene chrm1a). Lineage: Eukaryota; Metazoa; Chordata; Actinopteri; Cypriniformes; Xenocyprididae. The transcript has 2 exons. Bases 96 to 1517 code for a protein of 473 amino acids. Gene Ontology annotation, molecular function: G protein-coupled acetylcholine receptor activity; G protein-coupled serotonin receptor activity. The record is from RefSeq and is a predicted model, not a curated record. Gene Ontology annotation, cellular component: synapse; plasma membrane; dendrite. Gene Ontology annotation, biological process: chemical synaptic transmission; adenylate cyclase-inhibiting G protein-coupled acetylcholine receptor signaling pathway; G protein-coupled receptor signaling pathway, coupled to cyclic nucleotide second messenger.